This is a messenger RNA of Sciurus carolinensis (gray squirrel), 984 nucleotides long. RefSeq names its product ankyrin repeat, SAM and basic leucine zipper domain-containing protein 1-like. Gene Ontology annotation, biological process: piRNA processing. The record is from RefSeq and is a predicted model, not a curated record. Lineage: Eukaryota; Metazoa; Chordata; Mammalia; Rodentia; Sciuridae. Gene Ontology annotation, cellular component: pi-body. Gene Ontology annotation, molecular function: protein binding.
AUGGCGGCGGACACUGCUGUUGGCCCACUCCGGGGCGUGGCGGUGGCUGGCGGAGAGGAGAGUAGCGAUAGCGAGGAUGACGGCUGGCAGAUCGGGUACCUGGACCCGGCCUCCCAGAAAUUAAAAAGCCCGUUGCCUACAGAAGAAAAGAAUGAAACGUUUAAGAAGGCAUUGACCACUGGAGAUACUUCCUUAGUGGAGGAGCUCCUGGAUUCUGGCAUUAGUGUGCAUUCCAACUUUCGAUAUGGAUGGACCCCUCUGAUGUAUGCUGCUAGCGUUGCCAGUGUAGAGAUGGUUCGGCUCCUUUUGGACAGAGGUGCUAAUGCAAGCUUUGAUAAGGCUAAGCAGACUGUUUUGAUGACUGCGUGUUCUGCUUGUGGCUCUGAAGAACAGAUCUUGAAGUGUGUAGAGCUGCUGCUUUCAAGAAACGCUGAUCCAAAUGUAACUUCUCUUCUGCUGAGAAAAGAAAGGGAUAUAACUUUAAGACACCUUUUGACCCUGAAAAAAUAUGAAUUUGUAAAGGUUAGUAUCAUUUUCAAAAACUCUAGCUUAGAUCAGCAGAAAAUUCUGGCUGCUGUUAAAGAACUGGAGGUAGAAGAGAUAAAUUUUGGAGAGUUACCUGAAGUGGCAAAGUUGAAAGUGAGUGAUGAUGAGUUCCUCUACUUUCUUCUGAUUAAACAGUGUGACCAUUUAAUAACAGCUGUACAGAAUAUCAUUACUGAAUUACCUGUAAAUCCUCAUAAGAAUUUUACUUCAGUUUGUGAAGAACUUGUUAGUAAUGUUGAAGAUCUGAGUGAAGAAGUUUGCAAACUAAAAGACUUAAUUCAGAAGCUGCAAAAUGAACGGACAAAGGAUCCAACUUAUAUAUCAUUAGUGGAAGAAGUAUCUACAUGGAAGAGUAGAAUUUUGAAGAGGAAAGCUAUUAUAAUAUGUGGAUUUGGGCUGAUUCUUUUCAUUUGCAAGCUAACAUUUCAGAGAAAAUAA